AUGACGGCGUACUACCUCCGGUUUCUGCCCCAUUAUUCUCAGACCACCGCUCCCCUUAGCCACCUCCUCAAAAAGGAGGAGCCGUGGAAUUGGACUGCAGCUUGCUCAGAGGCUUUCAGCUCACUAAAGGCUCAGCUCACCACACCCUCAUCUUGGCCCAUUUUGACACGUCCAGCCCCACCCUUGUCACCUGUGAUGCCUCAGCUGGAGCGGUGGGGGCUGUCCUCUCGCAGACACAAAACGGCGUCGAGCGGCCGGGCCCUGAACCCCGCUGAGCAGAGGUAUUCAGUCGGCGAACGUGAAGCACUAGCUUGUGUCUGGGUGUGCGAGAGGUGGCGCCUUUCUCUGUACAGCCGCCAGUUCACCCUCCGUACAAACCACCAGGCCCUCACUACUCUGCUGUCCGCCUUGGGCAGCGGCCACAGGCCCCUCCGUCUGCAUAGGUGGGGGGAGCGGCUCAGGCAGUAUGACUACCAGCUCAAGUUCACUCCAGGUAGUGGCAAUGUGGUUGCAGACCUCCUCUCUCGGUCGAUCGACACCUCCACUCCAACCAUUUCUCCUGCCACCUUCGAGGAAGAGCCCGAGAUCAUCCAGCUGUUGCACGGGCCCCUGCAAACAGUGGUGUCAUUGGAUGAGCUGUGGCGGGAAUCAGAACAGGACCCACUGCUGUCUACCCUGCGCACCUACAUACGGACUGGAUGGCCUCCACGGGUGCCUGAGGAUCUUGCCCCAUUUGCUAGGGUGCUACACAAACUCUCUGCUGGGGUGACUCUGUGUCUCCAGGGGCCUCUGCACUGUGGUCCCAAGUACCCUACAUGCACGUAUCAUGGCAAUGGCGCACAAGGGUCACUUGAGGAUAGUCAGUGUCAAGCAACGAUGCCGCGACCUAGUGUGAUGGCCAGACUGACAAGCACUCCUUCUACAAUAUGUGUUUUAAUAUUUAUUUUCCUUGGGUCAUUAUCUGUUGUCACAGUAUGUGGAAACCUUCUGGUAAUAAUCUCUAUCAUUUACUUCAAACAGCUCCACACUCCUACAAACUCUCUCAUCCUCUCUCUGGCUGUAGCUGACCUGCUUGUUGGUCUUGUAGUUUUUCCUCUCAGCAUGGCCUUCUCUCUUAGCUCAUGUUUACAUUAUGAACAUUUAUUUUGCAAAGUGAGAGAUAGCUUUGAUGUAACACUGAGCACAGCUUCCAUUCUGAAUUUAUGUUGUAUUUCCAUAUACAGAUAUUAUGCAGUGUGUCAGCCUCUGACAUACAGAACUAAGAUAAAUGGUCGUGUUGUUGUGAUCAUGAUUCUGGUCAGCUGGAGUGCUUCAGCUAGUGUUACAAUUAGCCUCAUAGUACAUGAUUUACAUCAAGAAAGAUGUAAAGAAAAUUGUUUCCUUCAUGUUUUACUAAUAAACACAUUCGGAAUAAUUUCCUCAUUUUACGGACCAGUCAUCAUAGUGCUCUCUAUCUACCUAAAGAUUUUCCUUGUGGCACAGAGACAGGCACACAGCAUCAGGAACACAACUUGUCAGAGCUCAAAGUCUGGAACAACCAUUAGUAAGAACGAGAGAAAGGCCACAAAAACUUUGGCUAUCGUACUGGGAGCUUUUCUGAUGUGCUGGACUCCCUACAUGAUCGUUUUUUCUCUUAAGACUUUGAAUCCUAUUUUUGUGUCAGUGCCACUUCCGCUGUUUGAAACUCUUAACUGGCUUGCACUGUCAAAUUCAAUGCUCAAUCCAUUUAUUUAUGCUUUCUUUUACAGCUGGUUCAGGUCAGCUUUCAGAAUGAUCAUUUCUGGGAAAAUAUUUCAAGGUGAUUUUGCAGAUACAAAACUGCUUUGA
Messenger RNA from Epinephelus lanceolatus (giant grouper), 1827 nucleotides. RefSeq names its product trace amine-associated receptor 1-like. The record is from RefSeq and is a predicted model, not a curated record. NCBI's taxonomy places the organism in Eukaryota, Metazoa, Chordata, Actinopteri, Perciformes, Serranidae. Gene Ontology annotation, biological process: cell surface receptor signaling pathway; G protein-coupled receptor signaling pathway. Gene Ontology annotation, cellular component: membrane. Gene Ontology annotation, molecular function: trace-amine receptor activity.